AUGAAAACAAGCUCCACAGAUCCAAUAGUAGCGCUGACAAGUGUCACUGCUGAAACAACAGUAACAAUGACAUCUGAUGCUCCAUCAAGUUCAAUAACAACAACGAGCGUUUUUGCGUCUGCUACAUCAAAAACAUCGACAGCCAUUUCCACAGCAACAACCACCAAUGCUCCAUCUAGUGCAAUAACAACAACUACAGUCAUUUCCAUAGCAACAACCACCAAUGCUGCAUCCAGUGCAACAACAACAUCGAGUGUUUUUACAUCCGCUACAUCAAAAACAUCGACAGCCAUUUCCACAGCAACAACCACCAAUGCUCCAUCUAGUGCAAUAACAACAACUACAGGUUUGAAUCCAAAUGCAUCAAAUAUAACAUGGUUAAUGUCAAUAAUUAAAGCAUCAAAUCAAACAACAAUAAUCUCAGCUAGUCCAACAUUUAUGGCUAUUGAUGAUCAAAAUUAUUUUGUUGUACUUGGUUAUCGUGGUAAUGUUGUUCAAAUGAAUAGAACAACAAUGAGCGUCAUUCGAUCCGACGUUACAAAUCCUUUAAUGUACAUAUAUUCUUCUCGAAAUCUAACAAAUUUCAUUGCACGUAUAAAUGGUACAGGGAGUGCAUGUUAUUUUCGUGAAGUGGUAUUUUUACAAAAUUAUACCAUUUUGGUUGUAGCUGUUGGUUGCAGUAUGAUUCAGUUUUAUCAAAUAUCGUUUUCACCGUUUUCAACAACACUUUUAUAUUCACUACCAACGGUGCAGAAUUGGCCAUACAGUAUCUAUAAAAUGAACGAUACAUUCUUGUAUAUAGUAGCUUACAAUCCUGCAACACCCAUUUACAGUCUAUCGUAUAACAGUAGUAACGAUUGGAUAUUAAGAGCACUGAACGUCACAACGCCAGCAUCUUCGGAAACAUCAUCACGAGUGACAGUUGAUUCAUAUGGACGAAUUUGGUUGGUUAUCUAUAACUAUGGUGUGAGAAUAUUUGAUUCCACUGCAUCCGUCUUACUCUAUAGUUGGCCGGUCUCAACUGGAUUGGAUGGGAUACUAUUGACGGAUAAUUAUGAGUUGUUUUUGUCUGACUAUUACAACAACAAAAUAUUGCAUUAUAAACCAAACAUAAACUCGCAGUAAAUAACACUGAUAUAAAUAAAAUGACUCAUAACUAUGGUUUCUCUUGUGUCCUGUGAUAAAAUUGAAGAUCAGGCACGUUUAUCAGCUUGGAGUUUUGACAACUGAUAGUUCAAGGCAGAAUUCACUUACUUUCUAUUAGAAAGUAUUUUGAAAAUAUCACGGGUCACCGUUAAUUUAAUACAUUAGGAAAUUGCAUCUCUAUUAUCUUAGCCGGGAGACCUUUUUACAUGGUACUCAGUAAACUAGGGGGAACAGUCUGGUCGACUCAGAUUUUUCAUACAGUUACUUUUAUUUUUCCCCACAAAUUGUACAACCAAAAUACGAUUCACUCAUAUAUAUAUAUAUAUAUAUAAUAGAUAGAUAGACAGUAAUUAAGCACUUUCCAGACAGUCGUAUGAUAGCCGAACUGCUACUGUUAUACUCUGUUGCUGUUCUCAACUGUUUCUGUUACGAAUGUUCCUGUUAUAACUGUUUCUGUUGUAUCUGUUAUAACAGCAACAGGUUCAUGCCUGUUAUUGACAUUAACCAUGUUAUAUUUGAUGCAUUUGGAUUCAAACCUUCUUUCAAAAUAAAGAAGUGAAUUUUAGCAUUAUACGAACGAAAUACAUAUUUUAUCAUACCUGUAGUUGUUGUUAUUGCACUAGAUGGUGCAUUGGUGGUUGUUGCUGUGGAAAAUGGCUAAAAACCAGGAAAAGCAGAUAUGAGACAAGAACACGAUUUAAAGUUCACGGGAAUUUUUAAAAAAAACGAUCAUUCAGCGGCUCUAGAGUACUAUUUGUCAAGUUUCAAACAUGAAAUUGAUCGCGUGCCCUUAAGUUAUGAAAUUCUUAAGCAAAAAUGCAUGAACAUUGCAUCUACAUACACCAGAACCGAAGA
Messenger RNA from Didymodactylos carnosus, 2001 nucleotides. The record is from the annotation of a GenBank genome assembly. NCBI's taxonomy places the organism in Eukaryota, Metazoa, Rotifera, Eurotatoria, Philodinida, Philodinidae.